Molecule: messenger RNA, 2435 nt
Organism: Eutrema salsugineum
Lineage: Eukaryota; Viridiplantae; Streptophyta; Magnoliopsida; Brassicales; Brassicaceae
Product: phosphoinositide phospholipase C 5
Exons: 8
Coding region: 422-2185 (587 amino acids)
Biological process (GO): phosphatidylinositol-mediated signaling; lipid metabolic process
Molecular function (GO): phosphatidylinositol-4,5-bisphosphate phospholipase C activity
Source: RefSeq, a predicted model, not a curated record
GAAAAAUGAAAAGUCUGAGAAGCCCAAUCGUUGAAUCCAUGAAGCUUCCUUGAGCUACAUCAUAUGCUUCUGGAAUUAGAUACCAUAGUAUUUGUUUAAGCUGGUUUUUUGGAAAGUGAGGUUUUUCAACAUGAGUCUCUGGGCUGGGAAUAUAUGGAAAAAGAAGAGCAAAGCUAAGAGCACUGAGCAAAAAGAGGCAUAUCAAUAUUUAAUUAUAAUAAAGUGUGGAAGAAAAAAAAAAGAUCCAUUCAUAGUUGGUUGAUGAGUUUGAAGAUCAUGCCAAAUGUGCAGGAGUUGUUAAUUAACCAAAUUGCAGGAACUUUUUGAAGAGAAUCCAGGAGAUGACAAAUAUAAAAUAGGUACUGUCUGGUGAAAGGAAAAUCGGUGUGAUUGUAAAGUAUCUUAUUUGCCUUUUCUCGAGAUGAAGAGAGAGCUUGGGAGGUACAAAAUGGGCUUGUGUUUCAGUGACAAGUUGAGGAUGAACAGAGGAGCUCCACCUCCGGAUGUGGUGACGGCGUUUGUAGAGUAUACCGAGGGCAGGAACUACAUGACGGCAGAGCAGCUAUGUCGGUUCUUGGCUGAGGUGCAGAAAGAGACCGAAGUGUUUGUUUCAGAUGCAGAGAAGAUCAUAGAAAGAAUUACAAGUGCAAGACAUCAUAUCACUAAGUUCUUGAGGCAUACUCUGAACAUAGAUGAUUUCUUUAGUUUCUUGUUCUCAAGUGAUUUGAAUCAGCCAAUUGUUAGUAAGGUGCAUCAAGACAUGGCCUCUCCCUUGUCCCAUUAUUUCAUUUACACGAGCCAUAAUACUUAUCUUACUGGGAAUCAGAUCAAUAGCGAAUGCAGCGACGUCCCUCUCAUUAAGGCGUUGAAGAGAGGUGUUCGAGCUCUUGAACUUGACCUGUGGCCUAACUCUACUAAGGACGACAUACUUGUUCUCCAUGGCUGGGCAUGGACACCUCCAGUGGAACUGAUCAAAUGCUUGAGAUCUAUUAAAGAUCAUGCCUUUUCUGCAUCUGCAUACCCUGUGAUCUUAACUCUUGAAGAUCAUUUGACACCAGAUCUUCAAGCCAAAGCAGCCGAGAUGAUGAAGGAGACAUUCAUGGAUAUGAUGUAUUUUCCCGAGUCUGGCGGUUUAAAAGAGUUCCCUUCACCAGAAGAUCUCAAGUACAAAAUUGUAAUAUCCACAAAGCCUCCCAAAGGAAACUUAAAAAAGGAUAAGGAUUCUGAGUCAGAUAUAUCAGGAAAGGCAUCAUCAGAUAUUUCAGCCGACCAAGUAGACGAUGAGAAGGCUGAAGAGACAAGCUUAGCCAAAAAUGAAGAGGAAGAAACAAGCGAGGCCAAAAACGAAGAGGAUGGAUUUAAUCAAGAAUCCAGCAUCCUCACCUACAGUCGCCUGAUAUUAAUUCCUUCUGGAAAUGCUAAAAAUGGAUUGAAGGAAGCACUUACAAUCGAUGAUGGUGGAGUUAAACGGCUGAGUUUGAGAGAGCAGAAGUUCAAGAAAGCCACUGAAAUGUAUGGAACUGAAGUAAUGAAAUUCACACAGAAGAAUCUGUUGAGGAUAUAUCCAAAGGCCACUCGAGUAACGUCCUCCAACUACAAGCCAUUCAGCGGUUGGAUGUACGGAGCUCAAAUGGUUGCUUUCAACAUGCAGGGCUAUGGAAGAGCUCUUUGGAUGAUGCAUGGUAUGUUUAGGGGCAAUGGUGGAUGCGGGUAUGUGAAAAAACCAGACUUUAUGAUAAACAAAGGUCCCGGUGAAGAAGUCUUUGACCCAAAAGCGAAAUUACCCGUAAAGACAACUCUCAAAGUGAAAGUAUACAUGGGAAAAGGAUGGGACUCUGGUUUCCAGCCAACGUGUUUCAACACUUGGUCUUCUCCUAACUUCUACACUAGGGUGGGGAUUACAGGAGUAAGAGCAGAUAAGGUGAUGAAGAAAACAAAGAAAGAAGAAAACACUUGGGAGCCUUUCUGGGACGAGGAGUUUGAGUUUGAGCUUACAGUACCGGAGCUCGCGCUGCUCAGAGUUGAAGUUCACGACUACAACAUGCCAGAGAAGGACGAUUUCUCGGGACAGACAUGUUUGCCUGUGGCAGAGCUGAGACAGGGUAUACGUUCUGUUCCGUUGUAUGAUCGCAAAGGCGAGAGACUAGUUGCAGUUACAAUUCUCAUGCGGUUUCAGUUUGUUUAAAAACUGAGUUUCUUUCUUCUGCUUAUUAUCCUCGGAAGAGUUUUUAGCAGAGAAGCUUUUGCCGCAGAUUAAAAUUAAUUAUCACUAAUAACGUAUGGAUGAAACAACAAUAUAAGAUAUAAGGAAUUAAAUAACUAUGGACCGUUGGAUAUCUUUUUUGAAAAUUGAAACAAUAGUAAGCUUUAGAUAUAUGAGCUUAUAUGUUAAUGCUCCCAAUUUGUGAUGUUGAGUUUUGCUUAGCUUAUAUUGC